CAUUUAACAUGAUUGAUCCGCUAAUAGGACAGAAGAGCAGACGCACAACUUCAGCUUUAAAUCUACCCACGGUUCCUCUUUCCUCCUUUCUUUCCACUUCAACUCAAACGAGCUUGAUGUGAGCGAGGGGGGAAAAAAACUCCAAAAAUCACCUCCUUUCCCUUCUGUCACCCUCACAGAGCACCUCUCACCUUUACUUUCGGAUUGUGGCUUUAACUCACGGCUUCACUGGGCACAAACGACACCAGAUUCUCUUCUGCAACUUUAACGCACACCAGGGACAAAAUCACCGACAGGGAAACUGAGUUUUUAUUUUUCUGGCACAAAGAAGCGUUAAAGUUACACAAUGAGUCUGAAGUCAGAUUCAGAGACGAACACCAGUGUUUCAUUAGAGGAGGAGGUACGAACACUAUUUGUCAGUGGGCUGCCUGUCGACAUCAAACCACGUGAGCUUUACCUGCUGUUCAGACCCUUCAAGGGAUAUGAAGGAUCUCUCAUAAAACUGACCUCAAAACAGCCUGUGGGGUUUGUCACGUUUGACAGCCGGUCUGGGGCUGAAGCGGCCAAGAAUGCGUUAAACGGUAUUCGCUUUGACCCAGAGAGCCCUCAAACGCUGCGUCUGGAGUUUGCUAAAGCCAACACGAAGAUGGCGAAGAGUAAACUGAUGGCCACGCCAAACCCUUCCAACCUGCACCCAGCUCUAGGUGCGCACUUCAUCGCUAGAGACCCAUAUGACCUGACGGGGGCAGCACUGAUCCCUGCGUCUCCUGAGGCGUGGGCUCCGUAUCCUCUCUACACCACUGAACUGACCCCAGGGCUGCCUCACGCCGCCUUCACCUACCCCGCCGCUGCUGCCGCCGCCGCCGCCCUGCAUGCCCAGGUGAGGGACCAACCGAUGCGCUGGUACCCUUCUCCCUCUGAAAGUUCUCAACCGGGGUGGAAAUCACGCCAGUUCUGUUAAAUAAUCAAUGCCAUCCCUUACCAGACGUUUUGUUUUAGUUUCUCCCUCCUGUUUAAAUGAAGGACAACUGGGCUCAGCAUUUAAUUUAAUCAGGUUUAUUUAAUGGACAAUCUAAGCAUGAAGGAUUGUUUUCCUGGAGGAAGUCUUCUACAAAGCACUCUGAGAUGCUGAGGACUCUGACAAACCUCACGGUACUGUCUCCGUUUCCAGAGCUGCGCUUGACGAGCCAAUCAGGCGCAGGCGUUCAACGUGUCUAGCUGCUCUGAUAGAUGUUUGUUUUUGAGGUCGUCAUUCUGCAUGCGAUUUAAGGCAUGAGUUCUAGAAUUCAAACCUUUUCUUUUCCGUCCCAGCCGACCCUAAAUGUUUUCAGCCUCUUGUUUUUGCAGUUUCUUUUGUGUGAAAGGUGGAGACCUGAAUUUUGACUUUUUUUUCUUUUUUUUCAAUCCAGUCUCUGUGUACUUUUGUUUUCUAUUUUUUUUUUUUUUUUAAAA
This is a messenger RNA of Onychostoma macrolepis, 1452 nucleotides long. It is a transcript of the gene rbpms2a, whose product is annotated as RNA binding protein, mRNA processing factor 2a. Gene Ontology annotation, molecular function: mRNA binding; protein homodimerization activity. Lineage: Eukaryota; Metazoa; Chordata; Actinopteri; Cypriniformes; Cyprinidae. Gene Ontology annotation, biological process: negative regulation of smooth muscle cell differentiation. The record is from RefSeq and is a predicted model, not a curated record. The coding region runs from base 347 to 961 and encodes 204 amino acids. The transcript is spliced from 8 exons.